Messenger RNA from Notodromas monacha, 210 nucleotides. The record is from the annotation of a GenBank genome assembly. NCBI's taxonomy places the organism in Eukaryota, Metazoa, Arthropoda, Ostracoda, Podocopida, Cyprididae.
AUCCGGUGGCUGGACAGGCCCAGUGGCGUCUUCAAGAUCGAGGACAGCGUCAGGGUCGCCCGUCUCUGGGGCCGACGCAAGAACCGACCCGCCAUGAACUACGACAAGCUCUCUCGCUCCAUCCGCCAAUACUACAAAAAGGGCAUCAUGAAGAAGACGGAGCGAUCCCAGCGACUCGUCUACCAAUUCUGUUCCCCGUACCUCAACUAA